Molecule: messenger RNA, 729 nt
Organism: Miscanthus lutarioriparius
Lineage: Eukaryota; Viridiplantae; Streptophyta; Magnoliopsida; Poales; Poaceae
Source: the annotation of a GenBank genome assembly
AUGGCGACGGAGGAGGCUGUUUUUGCCGAGGUCCCGGUGACCGAGGUGGAGGCUGAGGCACCGGCGGCCCAGGAGGCGGAAAAGGACAAGUCGAAGAAGGCGGCACCGAAGGAGAAGGCGCCGAAGGAGAAGAAGGACAAGGCAAAGAAGCCGGCGGCGCACCCUCCCUACGCCGAGAUGAUUUCAGAGGCAAUCGCUGCCCUGAAGGAGAGGACCGGGUCGAGCUCGGUGGCCAUAGGCAAGUACGUGGAGGAGAAGCACGGCGGCAAGCUUCCCUCUAACUUCCGCAAGCAGCUGACCGUGCAGCUGAAGAAGCUCGCUGCCGCCGGCAAGCUGACGAGGGUGAAGAACUCCUUCAAGCUGCCGGUCGCCCCCGCUGCCGCUGCCGCCAAGCCGAAGGCACCCAAGGCGGCCGCUGCCAAGACCGCGGCCAAGCCCAAGGCCUCGCCGAAGGCGAAGGCCAAGACGACGGCGAAGCCCAAGCCCAAGGCGAAGGCCAAGCCCGCUGCUCCCGCCGCCGCGUCGCUGCCCAAGCCCCGCGGGCGCCCUCCCAAGGUCGCCAAGACCUCCGCCAAGGCCUCCCCCGCCAAGGCAGCAGCAGCCAAGAAGGCUGCUGCUCCUGCUGCUGCUGCCAAGAAGGCGAAGGCAGUGGCAUCGCCCAAGAAGAAGGCGGCGACCCCGAAGAAGGCCGCCGCCGCCACCGCUCCGGCCAGGAAGGCCAAGAAGUAG